AUGGAGCCCGUGUUGGAUCUACCACCGUUACCCGACCAACAAACGGCGGUCGUCCCCGACGCCGUCACCGCCCCCGCCGCCGCCAUCCUCACCCCCGCCCAAUCUUACGCCCACAACCACCCACCUUACGCUGAGAUGAUAAGAGCGGCGAUUUCGGCGUUGAAGGAGCCAAACGGAUCGAGCAAGAAGGCCAUAGCUAAGUACAUAGGGGAUCACUACACUGACCUGCCGUCGACGCAUGAGGCUCUGCUGACUCACCAUCUCAAGCAGUUGAAAAUCAAUGGUCAGCUCCUCAUGGUCAAAUACUCCUACAAGCUCCCUGGAUCUGCUCCCCCUCCCAUCCCUGCUCCCAUCAACGGCGCUGUUAACGCCGUUAGUCCUGACCCAGCCUCAAAGAGACGGCCAGGGCGCCCUCCCAAGCCCAAGCCCAUGCCUGACGCCGCCCAAGUUGUUGUGCCUGUUUUCCAUCCAGAUACAAAUUCUAUACAGUUUGGCACCGAGCCACACCCACAGCCUUAUGUGGCAUCCGGACCCAUUAAUGGACAAGAAGCUGCUGUUGUGAAACCCCUGAGGGGCCGUGGACGCCCACCUAAGCUGCACGGGCUGAAGCGGCAGCCUGGACGCCCACCCAAGGCUGGUGGGACAAGUGGUGGUGUGGCCAUAGGCAGAGGCAGGCCCAGGCUUGCAGCACCUCCAGUCCAGGUGAGGAAGGGAUCCGGGAGGCCACGUGGAAGGCCUCCGAAGCCGAUUAAUGUGGUCCAGGGCUUGGGUUUGGGAGUGGGUGUCCCGGGCAGUGGGGUGCCAGCUGGCCUUGGUGUGACUGCCACAGUCAGCGGUGGAGUUGGGCCCAUGAAGCGUGGCCGAGGGCGGCCUCCCAAGGCCGGUGGUGUGGCAAAGAGGGCAAGGAAUCUGAGUGCUGUGAGGCCUAAGAAGCUCCGGAAGCUGUCUGGUAAGCCUGUGGGCCGGCCUAAAAAGGUGAGGACACUAAACUCAUUUCAUAAGAAUUAUCAGUAA
Striga hermonthica is the source of this 1014-nucleotide messenger RNA. NCBI's taxonomy places the organism in Eukaryota, Viridiplantae, Streptophyta, Magnoliopsida, Lamiales, Orobanchaceae. The record is from the annotation of a GenBank genome assembly.